This is a messenger RNA of Jaminaea rosea, 1593 nucleotides long. RefSeq lists its product as hypothetical. Gene Ontology annotation, biological process: ribosomal large subunit biogenesis; ribosomal small subunit biogenesis. The record is from RefSeq and is a predicted model, not a curated record. Bases 80 to 1573 code for a protein of 497 amino acids. The transcript has a single exon. Gene Ontology annotation, cellular component: nucleolus. Lineage: Eukaryota; Fungi; Basidiomycota; Exobasidiomycetes; Microstromatales. Gene Ontology annotation, molecular function: DNA binding; RNA binding.
GUUCCUCACCACCUCGACGACCAGCAUCAACUAAUCUUCAACGACCGACACACAGCAGAGAGUGGCAAUGGCGACCACCAUGCCCGCCUCAUCAGCAACAGCAUCAUCAUCAUCAUCUCAGCCCACCCCAUCCAGCCUCACUUCUUCCCUGCGCAGCCACAACAGCUCCUUCCUCUCGCUCCUCUCGCUCAUCCCUCCGCAAUUCUACCUCUCCCAGAAAGAUGAGGAUGGCAAUGAGGACGAAGAGGAAGGGCUCGAUGCGGGUCAAGCGCACAAGUUUAUGAAGAACACAAAGAAGGUCAAGAGGGACGAUGCGAAUGAGCGCAAGGAGAGGAAGAGGGCCAAGCUCGAUCCUGAUAAUGUGGCCAAGACCGUUUUGGAUGUGCAGGAGGAGAGGAGGAAGGCGGCUGAGCAGAUCGCAGAGGACAGCGAUGACGAUGAUGACGAAAGCGAAGAUGAAGAGAAAGAGGAGGACGACGAUGACGCAGACGGCGACGAGACGGUCGAGGCUCCCCCACGCUCUGCGCCUACGGCAGCCCUCACGCAAAACGACAGCAUCACCUCACUCCGUCAGAAGCUGGCACGCCGAAUUGCCUCCCUCCAAGCACGCCGCGGUGGACCUACAGGCGCAAACGCCGUUGCCAUCGGCGAAGACUCAACGAUGGACGCAGAUGACUCUCUCGACGGCGCUUCAUCGGUCGGUGAUGGGUCUAUGGCCUCUACUCGGGACGAGCUCUUGGAGGAGCGCAGGAGAAAGCGCGGUGAGAUGCGUGACCGCCGUAGGAGGGAGCGAAAGGAGCAAAGGAGGGCAGAGGCGGCAGCUCAGGCUGGUCAAGCUGAUGCUAAGGGCAACAAGGGCAGCAAGACCUCAACAACCAACGCAGCUUCAGGCUCCAAGUCGACUGCAGGUCGAUCAGUAGCUCCUUCCCUUCUCGUCUCAGAGGGAAGCAGCAAGAAUUCGCGCACCAACGGCAGCGACUCCGCUCCCACCCUUUCGAGGGAUGUCACCUUCUCCAGUCUCGAGUUCGCAGGCGACUCCGACCCCAACAAGAAGAAGCGAAGAGAUAAGAAUGCCCUUCCUGCCAACCCUAAGCAAGCCUUGGAGAUCCUUCAGAAGCGCAAGGCCAAGGCGGCAGAGGAGGGCGAUCAUGACGACAGCGACGCAGCCGAAGCUGCUCGCUGGUCCGCAGCCACCUCUGCCUCCAAGGGCGUCAAGAUCCGAAACGAUGAGGCGCUCCUUCGCAAGAGUGUCGCACGCAAGGAGAAGGCUAAGCAGAAGAGCAGCUCAGCCUGGGCGGAGAGGCGAGAGGACGAGAAGAAGAAGAUUGCGGACAAGGACAGGAAGCGUCAGGAGAACCUGAUGGCUAGGCGAGAUGCCAAGAAGGGCGGCAAGGGGGGCAAGAAGGGGAAGAGUAGUACGACGAAGGGCAAGGGGGCGAAGAGUAUGGCCGUAGGGAGCAAGAAGGGGGCUAAGAGUGGCGGAGGAGGAGGAAGGGCAGGUUUUGAAGGCAAGAAGUUUGGGGGUGGGGGAGGGAAGAAGGCAGGUGGCAGCGGUGGCGGGAAGAGGAAGUAGAUGUGACGACAUGAAGCAUC